AGUGCGCGCGCCGACUCCACAUACCCCCGUAGCCCGGUGUCGGUGGCGCACGGCGGUGGUGCUCGCUGCUCGGCUCGGCCGCUUCAUACGGACACAAGCGCAAGGGAGGGAAAAGGAAACAAACAAACCAAAGCAAAGCGAAGCAUGAUGGUCGGCGGUCCGUGCGCGCGCAAGUCGGCUCGCCGCUCGCGCUCCGCGCUGAUCGCCGCGCUCACCGUGCUGCUCGUGCAGACGCUCAUCGUGUGGAACUUCAGCAGCCUGGACUCGGGGGACGCCGGGGAGAACGGCGGCGGAGGUGGUGGUGGAGGUGCUGGAGGCGGUGGUGGAGGCGCAGGCAGGGAGAAGAGAGACCGGCUCGGCAUGAACAAAGCGUACGGCGAAUAUACGAGAAGCAGGAGGCAGCAGCUCGGGAAAGGGACCCUGCGCCACAAGCGGCAAUCGGAAGUCUACUACUCGCAGAGUCCCAAGGAGAAGGUCCGUGUGGACAGCAACAAUGAGAACUCUGUGCCCAAAGACUUCGAGAGCAUCGACAACAGUAACUCCGCGUCACGUCUCCAGAUGCAGCGCCACACCUCCAAAAAGCGGCAGCAAGAGACACCUGAGAAGGCCAAGGGCUCCAACGAGCUCGUCCACUACGGCCUGAACCAUACUGGGGUGAGGCUCCAUCGUGACUCCGCCCUCACACCGCUCCCUUCACGGAAUCACAACCAACGGGCCAAGAAGACGGUCAUCGCUACAUCCGAGAUCAAAUAUGACCAGCCGCCCAAAUGUGAGAUCACAGGCAAGGAGGCCAUUUCAGCUCUGUCUCGCGCUAAAACCAGUGAGUGCAGACAGCAGAUUGCUGAGGUGUACUGUCGACACAAAGACAGGCAGCUCAUGCCUGAGAAAGUCACUCGCUACUGCCCCCUAGAGGGUAAGGCGAGUGUGAACGUGCACUGGGAGGAGGACUCCAUGGAGACAGUGCCGGCUGUACCUGUGCGUAUCGCCUUCGUGCUGGUGGUCCACGGCCGAGCCUCGCGCCAAGUGCAGCGUCUCUUCAAGGCCAUUUACCACACGUCACACUUCUACUACAUCCAUGUGGACCAGCGCUCAGACUACCUCCACAGACAGAUGCUAGCACUGGCUAAGCGCUACCCGAACGUCCGCGUGACGACUUGGCGCAAGUCGACGAUCUGGGGCGGAGCCAGUCUCCUCAGCAUGUACCUGCAGAGCAUGACGGACCUGCUGGCCAUGAGCCACUGGCCCUGGGACUUCUUCAUCAACCUGAGCGCUGCCGACUACCCCAUCAGGACUAAUGAUCAGCUGGUGGCUUUCCUUUCCAAGUACCGCAACAUGAACUUCAUCAAGUCUCAUGGGAGAGAUAAUGCUCGAUUUAUCAGAAAGCAGGGCCUGGACCGGCUCUUCUAUGAGUGUGACACACACAUGUGGCGCCUGGGGGACAGGAAGAUUCCAGAAGGCAUUGCUGUGGAUGGAGGCUCUGAUUGGUUCUUGCUAAAUCGUGCCUUCGUGGAGUACAUCAUCAACUCCGCUGACGACUUGGUCACCAGCAUGAAACGCUUCUACGCUUACACUCUCUUGCCAGCCGAGUCGUUUUUUCACACUGUGCUAGAGAACAGCCCUCACUGUGAGAGCAUGGUGGACAACAACCUGCGUAUCACCAACUGGAACCGAAAACUAGGCUGCAAGUGCCAGUAUAAGCACAUUGUGGACUGGUGUGGCUGCUCCCCCAAUGACUUCAAACCGUCUGAUCUUCCCCGCUUCCAGCAAACGGCUCGGCCCACGUUCUUUGCACGCAAGUUUGAGGCCAGCGUGAAUCAGGAGAUUGUGAAUCAGCUGGAUGCCUUCCUGUUUGGAAGUUAUCCUCAAGGAAUGCCAGGACUUAAAGCCUACUGGGAAAACAUAUAUGAUGAACCUGAUGGUGUCCACAGCCUCAGUGACUCACUUCUCACCCACUACCAUGCCUUCGCCCGCCUCGGCCUGGCACGAGCCACAAACUCCCUGCAAGGAGACGCCAGUGACAACCGUUGUAGGUACUUUGCUAUGGGACAUAUUGUGGCUGUCCAUAUAUACUUCCUAUAUGACGAGUUCCAGGGUUAUCUGGUGAAGCAUCACGCGACCAAUCUGGCUACAAGCAAGCUGGAAACUCUGGAGACCUGGGUGAUGCCUAAGAAGUUCUUCAAAUUCACCAACCCACCAAACAACUUUAACAGGCUGCAAUUUGCUGAGAUUGGGACAGACUGGGAUGCUAAGGAGAGAAUUUUCCGCAAUUUUGGUAAUCUGAUGGGGCCUCUGGACGAGCCGGUGGGGAUGCAGAAGUGGGCUAAAGGGUCCAAUGUGACAGUGACGGUGGUGUGGAUUGACCCUACUAACGUGAUCGCUGCUACCUAUGACGUCUUAAUCGACUCCACUGCAGAGUUCACACACUACAGGCCUCCGCUGAACACACCACUGCGGCCAGGGAUGUGGACGGUCCGAGUGCUGCACCAUUGGAACCCUGUGGCCGAAACACACUUCCUCGUCACACCGCUUACACACCACAAACACCUGCCCAUCCGCCAAGAUGAUGCCUUGAAAAUGCACAACGGUCCAGCUAAGAACAGCUACAUGGAGCAAAGCUUCCAUGGGCUUAACCCCAUCCUGAACAUCCCAGUGCAUUUAGGCCAGGUGGAGGAGGCGGAGCGUAAUGCUGGGCUGACGGGUAUGAGGUUAGAGCGCUGGGUGGACAACCUGGUUGGUGAGGCAUGGGCAGCUGCAGACAUUUGCUCAGCAACCCCCUCUGGCUGUCCUGUCCUGCAGUCAUGCAGAGACACAGCAUGGAGCUCAGUCAGCCCCGAUCCCAAAUCACAGCUUGGGCUUCCCAAAGCUAAUGGCACCAUAAGGUAGCAGGAACGCCACCACUGCCCUGCAUCUCCUGCUGCAUCGUCAUUGUUUGGCUGUUGAUAUUUUUUAAUUAUUUAUUUCUUUCUCAUUGCUCAGAAGAAUCUGAGCCGUACGGCCCUUUCAGGCGAGGGGUGAGACAGCAAACACUGAGGAAUUUUUUUAAAGCAGACCUAUAUGAAGUGGUGUUUCAGACUCAUAAUUAUGAGUGCAAUUGAGCUUUUUUCUAUUUAUUUAGGUUUGAGAAUGGAAAUAACUGUGAUCAAAAUUUUUGUUAAACUUGAUCAAACAAAUUUGAAAAUUAAGAUGCCUUUUGCAUGGACUUUGCUGGGGACAUUUGCAAGCACAGAACGGACCUCAACAUAGGUACUGUGACCAAAAGGGAUGCAUUUAGAGUAAGCCUUUUUAUCUAUGGCAACACAGGUGUGUGUAUAUAUAUAUAUAUAUAUAUAUAUAUAUAUAUAUAUAUAUAUAUAUAUAUAUAUAUAUAUAUAUAUACACACACACACACACACACACACACACACACACAUUACCCCCACAGACUCAGUGCAGAUGUUUCCACGAAAUGCUAAACUGUGGCAUUAAAGGCUACGAGAUGGGAGUCUUCAGCUGCUCACAGUCGGUAAGGCACUUUGCCCCCAGCCACAGCGGCCCUUCAUGGGCUGGUCUAUAGGAGUGAACGUUGAGUUAAUUGCCAAGUAGAGUUAAGCUGGGCCACACUCCACAUUUCCACGAGUGCAGGAGCCUAAAGCAGAAUGUGUGUGGGAAGGUUCUUGGAACUGCCAGGCUGUCUGUCUGUUUCUAUCUGUCUGUCUCUAUCUGUCUGUCUCUGUCUUUCUCUCCUGGCUUUUUCGAACUCUUGACUCUACAGCUUGCCUGCAGGCUGCCUGACUUGAAAUGGAAAGUGUCAGCUGUGCUGGCACACAAAGGGAGAAGAAAAUAUAAUAAAAAAUGAUUUUAUUCUUUUUACUUUAUUUUCCCUGAAGCAGAGGAUUUACUGUAUAGGGUAAGGGUACUGAGUUGGCUAUUUAUUCAUGUGUUUAUAUAAAUGAAAUAGCUAUUUUUUUAGUCAAUGACUAAUGUCUAUAUGCUGUUUUUUGCAGCUCAAUCAAUACCUUUUUGUAAAAACAAGCUGCCUUUAUUUACAAAGGCCAUUGACCCAACGUGACUAGAUUAAAAUAAACACAAUGCAGGAUUAUCGUCAGCAUUAACGUUGCACCCUCCCCGACUAGACCCGACAGCAGACCGGUGAUCUUUCUGUACUGUCUCAAGAAUAAUUGAAUCUGCUCAUCUUACUCAAUUACGGCCCCAAAACUGGUUGAAGCCACUUUCACGAUGACGUCACCGGUACCCAUAGCUACUCUGAACCGUCCUAUAAGGCACGACAGUUCCACAGACGUCACGUUUCACAAGGAUGGGGUGUUCACCUUAAUAAUAAAUCACAGGGCCACGCCCAUUUUCUGACUGCUUGGGGCAUAUUUUUAGCAGAGAAGAAGAUUGCAAGCUUUCUGGACUCCACCUUUUCACCAAACUGAGAUUUUCCUCCAUUUUUAUACCGAUUUAAUGGUUCCACAUUAAUUGCAUCAGACUCUGAUUAAGAAUUUAUGUACGAGCAGAAGCAUGGGCGUCUCCUAAGAUGAGCAGGUCGGGCUGUUCUCCUCUGUAUGCAACCCAGAUCAUCGUCCAGUCCUCUGAGGUCAUGUCCAAUACAAAAGUGAAGAUCAGGAUUUCAGUGUUGUGACAGGGUUUGUUUUGUUGAAUUUCCAGUGAAGCACUCGUGUCAUUUUGUGAGGUUUUAAUGGUAUCAAAGCUUUUCUGCAGAAAUCCCAUUCUUAAAAUGCUAGUGGUGUUAACAAGAGUAUUGUAGACAUUGUCACAUUUCUAAUUUAAGACCUUAAGACUUGACAGCAAGAGAGAAUUCAUCCUUUGGAUGUUUUUUUUUUAAAUAAAGAGUAUAACGUGUGUGGUUAUACAGUAUGUGUGUAUUUAAGAUUGUAAAACUGCACAACUGUUUUGAAAAAAACCUUUUAAAGAAAUCAGUCUACCGUCAUUUACCUCUUUUUAAUGACAAUUACCGUUCACAUCAAACCUUAUUUAAAACUCACUUCUACAUAGUCUUAUGUACUAUAGCUAUUUUGAUAGGAAUGAUAAUGUAAUUUUUUUGUAUUUGACAGAUGUUUUUAAAGUAUUAAAAAAGUGUUCAGAGUCUCAGUUGCAAUGAAUGGCUCUGGAGGGGGGAAAAAAUGUAAUGUGACAGCGUGGAAGGCUAGCGAGACAAAAAAAGUCUGACUGUGUGAUUUAUAAAGCUCUUAAUGAUCAUUUUGCCUUUCAUAGAGUUUCACAGCAAAUUGUUGUUGUCAGUGCUGGAAUGUUUUGUUGGGCAACUGUUGCACAAUUUAUUCUGAAUCCCCGGCUCUCUCUCCGGCAGGAGGUAGCCUGCGUGCCUUAGCUUCUCUCCCGUCUAAGGAACUCCCAACCUUCUGUGUGUCAACGUCAAGCCAAAAGAAAAAGAAAUUAAUUCUCUGCUGGUGUAAAAUGCCUUCUGUAUUGCAGCUCUGUUGUCGCUCUCUUUUUCCCCACGACUGAAUUUUAUUUGAAUUAAAAAAAAAAGAAAUCA
Molecule: messenger RNA, 5497 nt
Organism: Hemibagrus wyckioides
Lineage: Eukaryota; Metazoa; Chordata; Actinopteri; Siluriformes; Bagridae
Gene: xylt1
Product: xylosyltransferase I
Exons: 11
Coding region: 145-2883 (912 amino acids)
Biological process (GO): heparan sulfate proteoglycan biosynthetic process; chondroitin sulfate proteoglycan biosynthetic process
Cellular component (GO): membrane
Molecular function (GO): protein xylosyltransferase activity
Source: RefSeq, a predicted model, not a curated record